CGGUGGGGCGAUGCUGGAGGCUGGGUCGUGGCUGCCCAGUGCUGGGGGCCAGAACUGCUCCCACCCUCUAUUCAGGGGGACUUUUCCUUUGUGACUGGAAGCCCUGGACCCUUGCGUGGAGCAUGGGGAUGAGGACGGGCCGUGUGGCAGGAUACGCCAUGGAGGUAGUGCUGAUCUUUCUGUGCAGCCUGCUGGCUCCCACAGUCCUGGCCAGUGCAGCUGAGCAGGAGAAAGAAAAGGACCCUUUUCAUUAUGACUACCAGACCCUGAGGAUCGGAGGAUUGGUGUUUGCUGUGGUCCUCUUCUCGGUUGGGAUCCUUCUUAUCCUAAGUCGCAGGUGCAAGUGCAGUUUCAAUCAGAAGCCCCGCAGCGGAGCCCCAGAAAGCAGAGAACUGAGGAGCAGCUUCCCGAGGGAAGGUGGCAGCCCCAAGGGGGACGUGKACCCAUUCUACUAUGACUAUGAGACUGUCCGGAACGGGGGCCUGAUCUUCGCUGGCCUGGCCUUCGUCGUGGGACUGAUCAUCCUACUCAGCAAAAGAUUCCGCUGUGGGGGCAACAGGAAGCCUCGGCAAGUCAGUGAGGACAUGCUGUAGCGAGAGGGUCUGCUGUGCCCAUCACGGCCAGGGGGCUGGCUAGGAGGCCAAGGAUGCCCCAUCUUCCCUGGGCUGUUGACCUUUGUCCCUGCACUGCYGGCUCACAGGCUGGAGGAAGCGCCAGGCUCAGUGUGAUUCCUGCAUGGAUGACUGUGUCACCGCCUCCUGCCUCCUGCUGCCCCCACGCCUCUUCCCUCACCUCCCCCCGCCCCUCCAUCCCAUAACUACCAUAGCCCCCUGUUCCCAGAUGGAGUACAAAU
This is a messenger RNA of Urocitellus parryii (Arctic ground squirrel), 853 nucleotides long. The record is from RefSeq and is a predicted model, not a curated record. Lineage: Eukaryota; Metazoa; Chordata; Mammalia; Rodentia; Sciuridae.